AUGAUUAGAACACUUUUAAGUAGCAACACUAAGAGGUGUUUGGUGCGUUAUAGUUCUUCUUCAACGUCUGCUUUAGCUUACAAGCAAUUGCAUAGACAUGCAGCAAGACCUCCUUUACCUACGCUAGAAACUCCAUCAUGGGAUGCUAAUAGUGCUGUGUCAUCAAUUCUUUACGAAACACCAGCCCCUUCACGCCAACCAAGAAAACAACAUGUUUUAAACUGUUUGGUUCAAAACGAACCAGGUGUCCUUUCAAGAAUUUCCGGUACAUUAGCCGCAAGAGGUUUUAAUAUCGAUUCCUUAGUUGUAUGUAACACAGAAGUCAAGGAUUUGAGUAGAAUGACUAUUGUCUUACAAGGUCAAGAUGGUGUUGUUGAACAAGCUAGAAGACAGAUCGAAGAUUUAGUCCCUGUUUAUGCCGUCUUAAAUUACACCAACUCUCAAAUUAUUAAAAGAGAACUAGUGAUGGCACGUAUUUCCUUAUUAGGUACUGAAUAUUUUGAAGAUUUAUUGUUACAUCAUCAUAAAAGUACCAGUGAUGUCGAUCAAACUCAAGAAUUAGUUAACGAGAUUAGAGAAAAGAAGUUUCAUCCUUCUAAUCUACCAGCAAGUGAAGUAUUAAGAUUAAAACAUGAACAUUUGAAUGAUAUUACAAACUUAGCAAACAACUUCGGUGGUAGAGUCGUUGAUAUUAGUGAAACAAGUUGUAUCGUUGAACUUUCUGCCAAACCAACCCGUAUUUCAGCUUUCCUGAAAUUGAUCGAGCCAUUCGGUGUUUUGGAAUGUGCAAGAAGUGGUAUGAUGGCUUUACCAAGAACACCUUUGAAGACUACUGCAGAAGAAGCAGAAGAAGCGGAUAGCGAGAGCAAGAUUAAUGAUAUUGUUGAUAUUUCUCAAUUACCACCUGGUUAA
Naumovozyma dairenensis CBS 421 is the source of this 912-nucleotide messenger RNA. It is a transcript of the gene ILV6, whose product is annotated as acetolactate synthase regulatory subunit. Gene Ontology annotation, biological process: branched-chain amino acid biosynthetic process. Lineage: Eukaryota; Fungi; Ascomycota; Saccharomycetes; Saccharomycetales; Saccharomycetaceae. Gene Ontology annotation, molecular function: acetolactate synthase regulator activity. The coding region runs from base 1 to 912 and encodes 303 amino acids. Gene Ontology annotation, cellular component: mitochondrial nucleoid; acetolactate synthase complex. The record is from RefSeq and is a predicted model, not a curated record. The transcript has a single exon.